AUGCAAACGGUUGACAGCGUCCUAUGUGAAACAUUACGGGAGGCUGCUGAAAAGAGGGGUCUUAUCGAGGCCGACAACGCACUCGACGAGUGCCUAACGGAGGCGGAGCAAUUCGCGAUGCCAUCAUCGCUUCGAAGGCUCUUUGCAACAAUAUUGGUAUUCUGCGAGCCCGGAGAUCCGCGCGGUCUCUGGGAUAGGCACCUCGAGGGAAUGUCAGACGACUAUAGACGGUCCAUCACUUGCCCAAUCACGGUGGAGCAGAAGGUGUUGCUUGACAUCAGAAGAAUGUUGCAGUCCAUGGGCAAAGAAAUAACGUCAUUCCCUCUUCCGAAAAUGGACGAAACAUACGACGACACUGGCGGCGAGGCUAGGGAGAUCAUCGAGGAGUCUAGUAUCGCGGUAGACAUUGAGGACACUUCUCUGGCGUCAUCCCUUAACCCUGAGCAGAGGUCUGCAUACGAUGAGAUACUUGCGGCUGUUGACAGUGGUACCGGAGGAGUGUUUUUUGUCGACGGGCCAGGAGGCACCGGGAAGACAUUCCUGUACAGGGCCUUGUUCGCUAAGCUCAGAGGUGAGGAGAAGAUAGCAGUGGCUACGGCAACAGCGGGUAUCGCUGCUUCAAUCAUGCCAAGAGGCAGGACCGCCCGCUCGAGGUUCAAGAUACCCCUUAACAUAGUAGAUGGCGUGUCAUGUAGCUUCACAAAACAGAGUGGGACGGCCAAGCUACUGAGGAUGGCUUCGCUUAGAAUAUGGGAUGAGGCCACAAUGACCAAGCGUCAGGCGAUCGAGGCACUAGACAAUAGCAUGCGCAACAUAAUGGGCCGACGAGACCGUCCGUUCGGGGGGAAGACUGUCGUGUUCGGCGGAGACUUCAGGCAGGUGCUUCCGGUUGUGAGGAAGGGAACACGGGAUCAAAUAAUCGACGCGAGUCUACACAGUUCGUACCUAUGGGAGAGGAUGCGCCAUCUCAAGCUCGUGACGAACAUGAGGGCGCAUAGCGGCCCGUGGUUUGCCGACUUCUUAUUGUGUGUUGGCAAUGGCACGGAGGAGGCCGAUGAAGAAGGAAACAUACGGCUUCCAGAAGACGUGUGUGUGCCGUCUACUGACAAGGAGAGUGACAUAGAGAGGUUGAUCGACCAUGUGUUCCCAGCUUUGAACACCAGCGUGGCCGACCCAAACUAUAUUACUUCUAGAGCUAUCCUCACGACGAAGAACGACAACGUCAACAAUAUAAACAUGCGAAUGAUAGAGCGUUUCAAUGGAGAGGAAAUGAUCUACCAUAGCUUCGACAGUGUGGAGGAUGAUCCACACGAUUACUACCCUCCCGAGUUCUUGAACACGCUUACCCCGAACGGGCUGCCUCCGCACGUUCUCAAAUUGAAGAUCAACUGCCCCGUUAUACUCCUAGGGAAUAUUGACCCAGCUAACGGAUUGUUUAACGACACGAGGCUCAUAGUACGUGGAUUCCAGAAGAAUGCAAUUGAUGCCGAGAUCGUGCUUGGACAGCAAGCUGGGAAGAGGGUGUUCCUUCCUCGGAUUCCGCUAUGCCCAUCCGACGAUGACAUGUUCCCAUUCCGUUUCAAGAGGAAGCAGUUCCCGAUUAGGCUGAGUUUCGCAAUGACGAUCAACAAGGCACAAGGCCAAACGAUCCCAAUUGUCGGCGUGUACCUACCGGAACUGGUGUUCUCCCACGGCCAGUUGUAUGUGGCCUUGUCGAGGGCAACAGCGAGAAGGAACAUAAAAAUCCUAGCCGUGAAGAAUGAUGAGAAUGCAAAAAAGUCAAAGCCAAGGAAAACAAAGAAACAAAAGACAUCCUUGGUGUCCACCACGAAGAACAUUGUGUACAAAGAAGUCCUCAAUGCAUGA
Messenger RNA from Brachypodium distachyon (stiff brome), 1866 nucleotides. Its product is annotated as ATP-dependent DNA helicase PIF1-like. NCBI's taxonomy places the organism in Eukaryota, Viridiplantae, Streptophyta, Magnoliopsida, Poales, Poaceae. The coding region runs from base 1 to 1866 and encodes 621 amino acids. The record is from RefSeq and is a predicted model, not a curated record. Gene Ontology annotation, biological process: DNA repair; telomere maintenance. The transcript has a single exon. Gene Ontology annotation, molecular function: DNA helicase activity.